AACGUCCGGUCCAUCCGGUUUUGACAAAGCCAAACGCGUCCCAAGCCAUAUAGCUUAUGUUUUCUCUCUCAGCUCCCGUGAAUCUUUUAUACCCCAAUAUUCCAAUUGAAAAUUCGAUUCGCAGAAACCGAAUUUUUACUAGUGCAUAUUUAGAGUAAAUUUCUGUUUUUAGAAAUCAAAAUUUGUUUUCAAGGCAAAAAAAAACUUCGGUUUCUACAAACCGAAAUUUUUUCAAGGACAAAAUUGGAAAUUCAAGGAAUAAGGUGGGGGGAGAGAAAACAUCCAUAUAGCUAGGUUGGGUGGUUUAACGUGGUGUUUAUGUAUUGUUUCCCCCGCUUUUCUGCACAGUCCAAAUCACCGUGUCUGUGUUUCAGGCGGAGGCACGAACUACCCAACUGUGUGUGGAAAGCUUCGUUGUUUCAGGUUUCUGUAUUCGACCGCUUUUCUGGCAGUUAGACUGGCAAUUCAUUGACUUGCCCUGUUGACUUGGCUGACCUUUCAUUAUAAACGUACGAGAAAAUCUACCCAAAACCAUAACCUGAAGCUGUAAACUUUUUGAGUGGUAAAGGAAGCUGUCUAGGAAGUAAUAUGGAGACUAAGCGCUGUAGUUUCUGGCUUCCCAACAAAAAAAGAUUUUGUGCAAACACCCUUCUCAAUGGUUCCUUGUUCUGUGGUAAUCAUAACUCAAGGCCUGAAGGCCAGUGGAUUCAAUGCCCCGUAGAUCCAUCCCACUCAGUGCUUGAGCAAAAUCUCAAAUCGCAUGUUAAGCGAUGCCCAUUCCUGAAACAGGUUCAAUCCCUGUCCAACCAACCUUUCUAUCAAAAGGGUAUCAAUGCUGGUUCUGAUGAAGAACAGCUUGACGAGGAAAUUUCGGGGAUUAAUGAUUCAAGAUUGCUCGCUAUGACUGUUUCUUCAGAAAUGAAGAGGAAUGCUCUUCACAAGAUGAAUGUGCCUGAAUUCUGCAAUUUAAUUGAGAAGAUUGAAUCUGUUCAUGAAUCAUUGUGUAAAGAUAUUCAGGACUCGUUUCAGAUGCCAGAGGUUUGCAGUCUUUGGAUUAAAAGCAAAGAAGAAGAAAGGAAAUUGCCGUUUCAGGAGAAACAUAUAAUGCAGCAGGCAUCUAUUGUGGGAAAUUUGGAAAGUUUUGGUGUAUUGAAGAAUUCUCUUGGAAGGAAACCAUCAACAUGUGAGGAACAAGUUGAGGGGAAGGAGGACGGUGUCUCAACAGUCAUUGAGUUUGGAGCGGGUAGAGGGUAUUUGACACAAAUGCUUGCAGAUUGUUAUGGAAUCAAUAGAGUUUUCCUUGUCGAGCGAAAAGCAUACAAGUUGAAGGCUGAUCGAUCCUUGCGACAGAAUGAGAGCUUGACGUUAGAGCGUUUGAGAAUUGACAUUGAAGAUUUAAAUUUGAAUGCUGUUGAGUCUUUGCAAGGAGUUCCAUUUCUGGCCACUGGUAAACAUCUAUGUGGAGCUGCAACAGAUUUGACUUUGAGAUGCUGUUUUCCUGAAUAUAGAAAAGAUAGUAGUGAACAGUUCACUGCUAGUAUUAAUUUUGGAGGUUUAGCUAUCGCAACAUGUUGUCACCAUCUCUGCCAGUGGAAACAUUAUACAAAUAAAAAGUUUUUCUUAGAUUUGGGAAUGACAAAGGAAGAAUUUCAUGCUGUUACAUGGUUUACUAGCUGGGCGGUAGAUGCUACUCAUGAUUCAGAUUUUCCCGAUACUACUGAUUGUGUAUCACAUUUGCAAUCAAUAAAGGAGCAAGGCAAUGGAUAUUCGGAUGGAGUCGAAAAAAUUCUUUCAGAAAUGGAAGCAACAAAACGAGCAGCACUGGGAUUUAAGUGCAAGUGGAUUAUUGACAUAGGGAGGUUGAUGUGGUUAAGAGAACAUGGAUUAGAUGCAAAACUUGUCAGAUAUGUUCCACCAAACAUUUCUCCUGAAAAUCACUUGCUAUUAGCUAAACCUUUGAAUUGAUUAUUCAUAUCCUUCUCUUCUUAUUCUUGUAGCAUUUGUAGACAAAUAUUAUGCUAAAAUUUACUGUCAGGUUGAUUAUGUAGUUUCUGAUGUACUGAAAUAAAAUGAGGAUAAUAUUGAAUUGUGU
Molecule: messenger RNA, 2092 nt
Organism: Trifolium pratense (red clover)
Lineage: Eukaryota; Viridiplantae; Streptophyta; Magnoliopsida; Fabales; Fabaceae
Product: tRNA:m(4)X modification enzyme TRM13 homolog
Exons: 10
Coding region: 589-1965 (458 amino acids)
Biological process (GO): tRNA methylation
Source: RefSeq, a predicted model, not a curated record